Molecule: messenger RNA, 5349 nt
Organism: Uranotaenia lowii
Lineage: Eukaryota; Metazoa; Arthropoda; Insecta; Diptera; Culicidae
Exons: 2
Coding region: 370-5349 (1659 amino acids)
Source: RefSeq, a predicted model, not a curated record
UCACGCGUAUCGUACGCCUCCAUCUGACAGAGCGAUCCCUGGCGUAUUUACUAUUCUCUUUAUUACAUCUCUCAGUUAUCUCUGUAGAAACUAAAUUUGGAACUGAAACCACGUUGUAGAAACGAAAAUUCCAGAUUUGUUAAGCAUAGAGUUGCGUAGUAUUCUAUUUGCGGAAUAUUUUGAAUUUAUUCGGAGACUAAUUUGUAAGUAAAUUAAAGUUGUUAUCGAAAUCCUGUAAACUAUAAUAAAAUAACUCUUUGUAGCUUGAGCUUGAAACAACCAAAAAAGCGUUUUCUUGCUUUGAGAGCUUCGAUUGAAUUCCGACGAAUAGAAACUCAAGAAAUUACCGACGAGAGGUAAUCGUUCAUAAUGGAUAAACGGCAAACUCGGUCGCAGACGAAGAUCACCAGAGAAGCAUUGGAGUCUAACCUCAAUCUCGGUGAACAAGCAGCUUCAACCACGGAUACCUUUCAAGCGAGCAUUAUUGAACCGCAUCGCGGACAUGAAAGGGAUUGCAUCAGCUGUAACCGACGUAACGACGCCGAGAAGUACAUGGUGGAAUGCGUUCAAUGCAAACGUUGGGAACAUUUCUCGUGCGCGGGUGUUUCUGUCGAAACGGUUCGUGAUAUCGUUCAUCGUUGUGUAUUGUGUGUGCCUCGCAUACCAGCACAACCUCCUAGUUCCGUUACGGAUAAAUCUACUACAGGUAGCUCACGUCGAGCUCGUUUAGCCCGUGAUCUAGAACGUCUGGAGGAAGAGCGAAAAUUGGCGGCUGAAACCGCCAAAGCUAAUUUGGAAAGGGAAACGGCUUUCCUAGAUAAGAAAUAUGAGCUAUUAAAACUGCAAGACGAAGACGAAGAAAAACGUAGUGUUUGUAGUCGUCACAGUGGUAAAUCGAUCGAUAAUCGGACAGCCGAUUGGGUCCGAAUCCAAGCGGAAUCAGCAGGAGCGACUGCUAGAAACCAGGAAGCAGGUCAGCCGUCUAUAGUAUCUGUCGUGGAAUUUAACCAGCAGCAAAGCCCCGGAUUAAUUGGUGAACUCGAUGCAGCACAUACGUCGACUCCCUUGCCUAGACAAAUACCAACAACUCAGUCUACUAAUCGUGGUGUAAAUCCGGUAUCAAUAUCUCCGUUGGGUAUAGCAGAUUCGGAACUAGAUCGCCCUUCCAUUCAGCGAACUACAGGCAGUAUUUCGAUCAACCAUAAAGACGACAGUGAAUCGAUAGAAACCACAAAUACUUCGUUCAAUGUCCCCGCUCAAAGUUCUAAAGUGGACAUUCAAUCUAUGGUUGCCAUGCUGGCCGAAGCCGAACGAAUCACGAGACAAACAGGAACUGUACCUAAACCAUUGGGAAAACCUUCUCUUAAUCCUUGGAAAGCUGACGUGGAACAUCAACGUGAAUUAAGGCAACUCCAAGAACAACAUGCCAAGGAAAAUGACGUGAGGCGUAAACGGGAGAUCGAACUUACCAACCAGUUGAAGCGUUUGGAAAAUCAGCGUCUGGCUGACGUUCGCCACAUGAAACAGGUCGAGGACCAGUUACAUCGACAGUUGCAGUUAUUAGAGCAGGAAAAGAUUGAACAGAGUCUACGAGCAGCAGCAAAACUGGAGGAACGAGAAAGGGAGCUGAAAUUUCUACGCCUAUCCGAACAGCGUCGCGUUGCUCAAACCGUGGAACCCAUCAAACCUACUUUCGAGUUUUCCAACGACGAUGAUGAACGUGUGCAGUACGCCAGUAGUUCUGGUGUAGAGCUCAACUGCGACAUAGUAGGAAAUUCUCGUAUAGAUGUAGGUAACCUCUGCCCUCCCCCGCUUAACAUGCCAUCGGUAAGUAACACAUUCGUAGUCACUCCCCCUGUGCAAACUAUAAACAAAAUGCCCAAUUUGAAUUAUGCUUACUGUCCAAGUACGCCAGCCGGUGGUCGAACAUUAUGCCCUAGCCCAACUGUUUUACCUAUAUUCUCCGGCCCAACAGUUGACCCGAGACGGUCGCAUGCGUUUCCCAAUGCUUCCGUUCCAGUAGACACAACAUCGAAUGCUUAUUUUCAUCACUCCGCUUCACGCACUACAGCGCAACAGUUAUCUGCUCGACAUUUAUCCAAGGAAUUGCCUAUAUUUUCGGGUGAUCCUCUAGAUUGGCCUCUCUUCAUAAGCACUUAUGAGCACUCUACUGAACUUUGUGGGUAUUCAGAUUCGGAGAACCUACUUCGCCUGCAGCAUAGCUUGAAAGGUGAAGCUAAGAAUUCCGUUAGUAGUUUCUUGAUGCAUCCCUCCACUGUACCUCAGCUCAUCGAAACCUUACGCACUGUGUACGGCCGUCCGGAACAAAUAAUAUAUCAGAUGUUGAAUAAGGUUAGAGCAACGCCUGCACCGAAAGACGAUCGUAUGGAUACUUUAGUAAGCUUCGGUUUGGUCGUGCAAAACAUGUGCAGCCACAUGACUGCUGUUGGUUUAGAUCGUCAUCUUUCGAACCCAAUGUUGCUACAAGAGUUAGUCGAUAAACUCCCUCCAAACGUUCUUCUCAAAUGGGCACUUUAUCAACGGGAAGUGCCGUACGUAGAUCUUGGUGUGUUUGGUGAAUUUAUGAAGAUAAUCACAUCUGCAGUAAGUGGCGUACUAGUAUCCAAAGCUCCAGUGUCCAAAGAGCGCCAGCGCACAAAAGAGAAAGCUUUCGUAAACACACACUCCUCCGUACCUGACAACGUUUCGGCCACCCCAUCCGAGUAUGAAGAAGCGCACUCAUCAUCACGCGUAUUUGAGAGGUCUGAUGCAAGCAAAUCGUGUGUAUCCUGUGGGGCCAACAAUCAUCAUAUUGUAAGCUGUAAUGUCUUCAAGAAUCUUGAUAUCAACGAUCGCUGGAACCUUGUGAAAGGGCGCAAACUAUGUCGACUGUGCCUUUCCUCACAUCGAAGAUGGCCAUGCAAGGGUCCUGCCUGCGGAGUUAACAAUUGUUCGAAAAGGCAUCAUCGUCUUCUCCACUUUGAAGCGUCGUACUCUAAUGGUUCUCACAGUGAUCAUUCCAAUCCGAACAUAGCUCCUACUGAAAAUGCUACCGUCACUGUUCAUCGUGAAAUAACGUCUUCUACACUCUUCAGAAUGCUUCCGGUUACACUAUAUGGCAAACUGGGUUCAGUAGAUACCUUCGCAUUUUUAGACGAUGGUUCGUCUGUUACGUUGGUAGAGGAAUCUUUGGCCAACGCACUUGGCGCCGAUGGUUCCACAACUUCGCUAUGUGUCCAGUGGACAGAAGGAAUAAACAAAAACAUACAUGGGACCAGAAUCGUAAGCUUAGAGAUUUCUGAACGUGGGUCUCUCAAACGACACAAGCUAUCAGCCGCCUAUACUUUGGAUCGUCUGGGCUUGCCGGAGCAAACGAUCAAAUUUGAUGAAUUAGUUGAACAGUUUAAGCAUCUCGAGGGUCUUCCAGUUCAAAGUUUCAAGUCUGCUGUGCCGGGAUUGUUGAUUGGUCUAAACAAUAUUCAUUUGCUGGCGUCGUUGAAGGUUAGAGAAGGAAGAACUGGAGAUCCAAUAGCCACUAAAACCCGUAUUGGAUGGGCAGUGUACGGUAGCCUACCAAAUUCAUCACUGGUUGAAUCACAUCGCCAAAUGCAUAUUUGUGCGAAACAAGUCGACACAGACUUACAUGAAUUUGUAAAACGUUUUUUUUCGGUGGAUAGCUUAGGAAUAGCUGCGGCCCCGGAAGUUGAAAUACCUGACGAGAAACGUGCCAAGCAUAUUCUCAAGACUACAACAAAGAAAAGAUCAGACGGACAUUAUGAAGUAGCUUUACUUUGGAAGUACGAUUACAUCGAGUUGCCAGAUUCACGACCAAUGGCAGAAAAAAGAUUGAAAUGUUUAGAGCGCCGUCUUCAAAGAAAUACUGAUCUUUAUGCAAAUGUUUGCCAACAAAUAAACAACUAUCAGCUAAAAGGCUACGCACAUAUCGCCACUGAAGAAGAGCAGAAACGUUUCGAUAUUCGGAGAACCUGGUAUCUCCCCCUAGGCGUUGUGUUGAAUCCCAAGAAGCCAGGAAAAGUCCGCUUAAUAUGGGACGCAGCCGCUAAAGUGGAUGGGAUAUCCCUAAACACCAUGCUCUUAACGGGUCCCGAUCUUCUGAGCUCCCUGUUGGGUAUACUUUUCCGCUACCGUGAACGAGAGGUUGCUAUUUCGGGCGAUAUACGCGAGAUGUUCCACCAGAUGGUGGUCCGGGAAGAGGAUCGCAGCGCUCAACUUUUCUUAUGGAGAAAUAACCCUAAGGAACCGAUAAAAACGAUGGUGAUGGACGUAGCAAUAUUCGGGGCAACUUGCUCACCUACUCAUUCGCAAUACGUGAAAAAUCUUAACGCUGCUGAGCAUUCAACGCAAUAUCCCCGUGCGGCUGAGGCCAUAAUAGAUUCACAUUACAUGGACGAUUAUCUCCAAAGUGUCCAUACCGUUGAAGAAGCUGUCCAAUUAGCGUCAGAAGUAACGGAAGUUCAUUCAAAAGCUGGUUUCGACAUAGUAAACUGGAUGUCCAGUAAUCCAAAAGUCUUAGCUGAAAUUGGAGCCAUUAAUCCUUCGGCGGUUAAAAAUCUUCGUUUUGAUAAAGAAUCGACAGGAGAACGACUCUUAGGCAUGGUGUGGAAACCUGAAAGCGAUGUUUUCAAGUUCGCUCUCAAUUUUCGUGACGACGUGACAAAACUAGUAGACGACGGUUAUAUUCCCACAAAAAGACAAAUUUUAAGCGUUGUCAUGAGUAUAUACGAUCCCCUUGGACUGGUUGCAACCUUUGUGAUACACGGUAAGAUCCUGAUUCAGGAUGUGUGGCGAACAAAAACUGGUUGGGACGAGAAGGUGCCUACAAAUAUUCAAGAUCAAUGGCGAUUGUGGUUGGCUGUUCUUAGUAAAUUAGAGGGAGUUCAGAUUAAUAGAUGUUAUUUUCCUGGCUACACCAUCACUAGUUUGGACAAUAUUCAGCUCCACAUUUUCGUAGAUGCCAGUGAAAAAGCUUACGCGGCCGUGGCUUACUUCAGAAUUGUAGAUCGAGGAACAAUCCGUUGCACUUUAGUGUCAUCCAAAACAAAAGUGGCACCAUUGGAACUUCACUCUAUGCCCCGUAUGGAGUUGUUGGCUGCCGUCAUUGGGGCACGUUUGAAGAAAACUAUCAUUCAAGAACAUUCUCUGCACAUAGCCAAAACAUUCAUGUGGAGCGACUCAUCAACCGUACUCUCCUGGAUCAGAUCCGAUGUCCGACGAUAUCGACAAUAUGUGGCCUUUCGAGUGAAUGAAAUCUUGAAUUUGACGACUAUCGACGAAUGGAACUGGGUUCCAACUCGCUUGAAUGUAGCAGACGAAGCAACUAAGUUGUAA